Pistacia vera is the source of this 1214-nucleotide messenger RNA. Its product is annotated as acetylserotonin O-methyltransferase-like. Bases 123 to 1214 code for a protein of 363 amino acids. Gene Ontology annotation, molecular function: O-methyltransferase activity; protein dimerization activity; S-adenosylmethionine-dependent methyltransferase activity. The transcript has 2 exons. NCBI's taxonomy places the organism in Eukaryota, Viridiplantae, Streptophyta, Magnoliopsida, Sapindales, Anacardiaceae. Gene Ontology annotation, biological process: methylation. The record is from RefSeq and is a predicted model, not a curated record.
UUUGGUUAACAAAUAAUUUUAGUGCCGAAACUAAAAUCUGAAUCCCAUGCAACUAAUUGCUAUAUAUAGAUGGGAAACAAUCAAUCUUGUUCAGGAACACACAGAAAGAGAGAUAAAGAGAGAUGGAGGUAAUCACAGAAAGAAAGGCAACGACAAAGGAAGAGCAAGAGCAAGAGCAAGAAGAAGAAGCUCAAGCAGACGUUGAAAUUUGGAAUUAUGUAUUCGGAUUUGUGAAAGUGGCAGUCGUAAAGUGUGCCAUUGAGCUCGGCAUAGCUGACGCCAUAGAGAACCAUGGAGGCCCCAUGACACUUUCAGAAUUAUCAUCAGCUCUCAAUUGCGCGCCCUCCUCUCUUCACCGAGUAAUGAGAUUUUUAGUUCACUACCAGAUCUUCAAAGAGAAACCCACCAGCCACGGAUCCAUAGCCUUCGAACAAACCCCAAUCUCACGCCGCUUCAGAAAACAUGGACAAAACAGCAUGGCCGCUUUUGUUCUACUGGAGAACGGCCCGGAGAUGGUGGCAUCAUGGAUAAACUUGAGCGCCGGCGUCCAAGUCAGUGGAACGCCGGCUUUUGAGGCGGCUCAUGGGAAGGAUAUAUGGAGCUACGCAGUUGGGGAUGAAUCCUUUAGUAAGCUAAUCAAUGAUGCAAUGGCUUGUGGAGCUAGAGUGGUGACAGUGCCGGCGAUUAUUAAAGGUUGUCCUGAGGUGUUUGAUGGAGUUGGUAGCUUGGUGGAUGUUGGUGGCGGGAACGGAACGGCUUUAGGGUUGUUGGUGAAAGCUUUUCCAUGGAUUAGAGGGAUCAAUUUUGAUCUUCCUCAUGUUGUGUGUGAUGCUGAGCAGUCCCAUGGAGUUAAGAAUGUGGGAGGUGACAUGUUUCAGAGUAUUCCAAUGGCUGAUGCUAUUUUCAUUAUGCAGGUUUUGCACGAUUGGGGGGAUGAUGAGUGCAUCGAAAUCCUGAAAAAAUGCAGAGAAGCAAUUCCAAAGGACAAUGGGAAAGUGAUAAUCGUUGAAACAAUAAUGGAAGAAGAAGAAAAUUUAGGAGAUGAAUUGAAGUCAGUGAGGUUGAAGAUAGACAUGGCAAUGAUGGCUCACACUGACAAAGGGAAAGAGAGGACUUUGAAGGAAUGGGAUUAUGUUCUUGGGCAGGCAGGAUUUAGCAGACAUAAUGCUAAACACAUUCGUGCAGUGCAUUCUGUUAUUGAGGCUUACCCUUAA